This is a messenger RNA of Fulmarus glacialis (Northern fulmar), 6072 nucleotides long. It is a transcript of the gene RP1L1, whose product is annotated as retinitis pigmentosa 1-like 1. Gene Ontology annotation, cellular component: axoneme. The record is from RefSeq and is a predicted model, not a curated record. Gene Ontology annotation, biological process: axoneme assembly; retina development in camera-type eye; photoreceptor cell development. Lineage: Eukaryota; Metazoa; Chordata; Aves; Procellariiformes; Procellariidae. Bases 1 to 6072 code for a protein of 2023 amino acids. The transcript is spliced from 7 exons.
AUGACUCAGGUGCCUGCUGACUACCUGUCAACCACCAGCUCCUACAACUAUGAGCAGCCCUUUCCCCCCGUGGCUCGGACAAGCACUGUCACCAAGGUACCCCCAGCCAAAAAAAUAACCUUCUUCAAGAGUGGAGAUCCUCAGUUUGCGGGAGUCAAGAUGGCCAUCAACCAGCGAAGCUUCAAGAGCUUCAAUGCACUUAUGGAUGACCUCUCUCAUCGGGUCCCACUGCCAUUUGGGGUACGGACCAUCACCACCCCACGAGGAAUACAUUGCAUCAGUGAGCUGGACCAGCUGGAGGAUGGAGGAUGCUACCUUUGCUCCGACAAGAAAUACGUCAAGCCUAUUAGCAUUACUUCUGGGGGACACAGGCCAGGCCCUCCACGAAGUGGUCGUCCCUCCAGUACCUUAAGAAGAGCAGCUCAGGAGGGCAAGCUUGAAGAUUAUUCCACACCUUUCACUCAGCAUGGCCCCAGAAUACCCAAGAAAAUCACUCUAGUUAAGAAUGGAGAAAGUGGUUUUCGGCGCUCAAUUAUCUUGAACCGCAGAAAUGCCAGGAGUUUCAAAACGCUCCUGGAUGAGAUUUCAGAGAUCCUGCAAUUCCCAGUGAAGAAGCUCUACACUGUUGAUGGGAAGAAGAUCGACAGCAUGCAGGCUCUGCUUCACUGCCCCAGCGUGCUGGUGUGUGUCGGCCGGGAGCCAUUUAAACCUGUAUCGAUGGAGAAUUUGAGGAAACACUCGGUGGAGAAGCUGCCCGACCUGGCUCCCCGUUCCAAUGGCAACAACGUCAAUGAAAACAAUGAAAUGAACUUUGGACUGAAAGCCAAAAAAAGUGUUAUCCAUCCACGGUCAUCAUCGAGCAAUAGGUCAAUGAGAUUUUCUUUAUCAUCAGAAAAGUCAUAUCCUAAUGGUCUCGCUGCCUCACCGGAUAAUGGCGCACCUUUCUCAAACAGUUGCUCGCAUCCAAAACCUGGAGACCUGGUCCAUUCCUUGGUCAAUGACGACAUAGAAAAACGGGUGCAUGUGAACAAGGAUGGUAGCCUGUCUGUUGAGAUGAAAGUUCGCUUCCGCUUGCUAAAUGAUGAGACUUUGCAAUGGUCCACCCAGAUCAAAAAGUCCAAUCUGAUGAACCAAAUGCCUUGUGAAGAGUCAGGUGUAGAGGAGGACAGUGGAGUAGACCCCAUACAGAAAAUGAACCCAGAAGCCAGCUCAGAGGCAGAUGAGUCAUUAUAUCCCUGUGAUAUUGAUUCUUACAUGUCAAAACUUGAGGAAUCAGAAUGUGAUGAGGCUCAUUGUCAUAGCUGUGGCAAGAAACACCAGGACUACGACAUUUGGAAAAAUCCCAUGCACACAUCCCAGAGGGAAGAGCCCAGUGUACGAAACACCUGGCACACACGGUCAUCAUGCUCCAGCACAUCUUCCCGGAGGAGAGUAGUCCACAAAAAAAUGGCUUCAGUGGAUAGCCUCCACACCACAUCCAGUGAGGAAUUCUCUGAGCACAUUGUGCAAGAGUCCUCAUCCUACUCAGAGACUAUAGAGAACAGAGUGGCAUAUCGAUCUACUAAAAAGUGUAUGUGUCGAAGUGAUUUGUCUACAGGUGCUUCCAAUGGAGAAGACCAGCAAGAGCACACUCGGACAAGCACGAGCAAUAGUCAGAGACCUUCAUCCCUGGGCUUAAUGUCACAUUCAAGCUGUGAAAACAACCUGGAUACUCAAGACGUCCCUGAAGACCAUGAGGCUAGCAAGACCAAUUCACAAAAUGAAGAUGAAAAUUGUUUUGAAGUUUCCUCUGUGAAGUACUUGAAGGAUGAUGUGGAAGAGGUUGAAAGCAGCAGAGUUGGGAGUGUCAUGUCAAGGUCAUCUCUGCAGUCCAGACAGAGCAAGAAGAAUGUAUGUGAGGAAACAAGUAGCGUGGGUAGGAGCAUGUCCUCCUCCAGCCUUCAGAAGGCAAAUCAAGAAGAUAACACUAAGUGCUCCACUCCUGCCAACAGUGUGCACAGCAAGUCUAGUAACUGUACUGCACCAAGAGCAAAGAGUGAACAGGAUGACCACUCUGACGACAGUGCAGUGGCCUCCAGUGAGUCUUGCUCUAAGAAAGAGGCUGAAGAGGUUGAAGUGGAAAAAGAAGAAAAUGAAAUCAAUGAAGUCAGCUCAGUGUCAGCAAAAACAAAGCCCAGCCAAUCAAUUAGAGAUGAGAGCAGUGAAGGUGAACGAUGCUCUACACAAGGAACCCCCCAUUCCAGAGCUAGUGACAAGAACAGCAGGAGAAGUGACAGUGAUGAAAUUGUUCUGUGCAAUGCCUCUUGCUCUUCCAGAGGAUCCAGAAAGAGCAAACACAGCCAUAUUCAUUUGGAUGCACAGUCUGAAAUGUCUGUGUCUUCACUUGAAUCCACUCUGAAUAAAAAGAAUUCCCUACAUGCAGAUGAUCUGAGAUCAUGCAGCAGGGCAUCUUAUUACUCCAAAAGCUCAUGUGAAAUCAAGAAAAAAUCUAUCGGAGACCCCAUGUCUCAUAACUCAGGAUCUUUUCACUCAAACAUUUCAUCUACUAGUGAAGCAGAGGCAAUUGCAGGUUUUACUGAGGAGAAAAGCUUGAAAAGUAUCGCCAAUGGCUACAGUGAAUCCUCAAAAGGCUCAAAGAAGAGAAGCCAUAGAAAAGAAAAUAGCAAGCCAUCAUCCCUCUGCUCAAGUGUUUCAAGCCCUAAUGGAAAAGCUGGAGAGGGUCAUUCCAAGAUGAAUUCAGAGGCCCCUUCUUCAAGACACGGAAGUAUGAGUGAGAGUGUAUGUUCAAAAGGUGACCUCUCAACUGAGACUGGGAUUAGGAAUGGAAAUCCUGCAAGUGUCUCUUCAAGAGUCUCUUCAAAAGAAGUGGAGGAAGAGUUAGAAGGCACAGACGUGCAGGAGGAAGGGAGUGAUUUAAUGCCAUCUACUCUACCAAAUACAUCUCCAGAAGAAGUUGUGCAAGAAUGGCUGAGUAAAAUCCCUUCAGAAACAUUGCUUAUGAAAUAUGAAAUGGAGGACGAUGCAGAAGAGGAAUGUGUAGGGGCAACCACUGAGGUAUCAUGCUGUACAAAUGCCGAGGAAAUCUCAGAGGAUGAAAAAGAUGGGAAAAAGAAUGUGGAGGAGGCUGAAAAUGAGACAAAGGAUGAAGUGGGAAAAGAGGCAGCAGAAGGCACUGCUAUUAAUGAAGAGGCUGAAGAAUGCGUGAAUCAGGAACAAAUCUCUGAGGUUGUUUCCGAAGCUGCCAAGGCUGACCAGGCAGAAUGCAGCCAGUCAGUUACAUCCAGCCAAAAUAACAACAGAAGAGAUUUGCCAACCUCUGUCCAGACUUCAGUCCAGAUCAUGAAGGCCUUGCUCAGUUCAAAACAUGAAACAAAAUUUGACCGAUCAAACAGUUUGCCUGAAGUGUCCCCCACUAUGGGGAGAAAACUGAGUAACUCUGCCAACAUUUUGAUUACUUGUCUUGCCAGUCUCCAACUCCUUGAUGAAGAGUCAGAAGAUCCAUCAGAUAAAUCAAAACUUUUGAAUAAACCAAGGUAUAUGGAGCUGCUAAAUAUUUUUCAAGCCCUGUGGUUUGGAUGCACAGCUGAAAAAAGUGGUCCAAGUUCAGGUCAAGAGGCAAGUGAGCAGGCAAAGACAGCCUCUGCAUUUAAAGCCCCAAAAUCUGUAGAUAAUGACUUCACUCCUAUGUCCUCCUCUGGGGUUGAUGUUAGCAGUGGUUCUGAUGGCUCAGGAGAAGAGAUUACAGCUGGUGCCAGGAACUGCACUUUAACGGCACAGAAAACCGCUGAAUUCAAAUCAGCUGGACAAGUCGAAAAUGUAGAGACUGGAACUGAACUGACUGAGGCUGAGGAGCAAAGUAAAGAGGAAGAGCAGUCAUCCCGACCUUCAACAGCCUGCUCAAAAUCCAAAGGUGAGGAAAAAGCACAGUCUACUAGAGAGGACUCUCUAAUUCAGGAGGCAGAAGAGAAUAAGGAGGAUCAGUGUAGUAAUUGUGAAAAUGGUCAGGAGGAAGGGAGAGAAAAUGAAAAUGAAGAAAACUGCAAACUAGCUGAAAAUGGAGAACAAGAAGAAGCUGAAGCUGUGAAUGAUGAACUCCCAAAAGAAAAUCUUGAAGAGAAAGCUGAUCAGCUAGCCACUACUGAUGAUACAAAUGUCAAUGAUGUUGAUUGUGGGACAGAACUGAAAGCUGAUUUGGAAGAGCAGCUUGAAAAAGAGUCUCCAAAUGACCCAGAGCCCAAAGUCGAUAUCGCCACCAGUGUGGGCACAUCCCUUGUCCAGCAAAACUCAAGGGAUCCAGAUCCAGUCUGGGUCCUGAGACUGCUCAAGAAAAUCGAGAAAGAGUUCAUGGCUCACUAUGUCAGUGCCAUGAAUGAGCUCAAAGUCAGGUGGAACCUGCAGAACAACCAGCAGAUGGAUGAGAUGAUACUGGAGCUGAAGGAGGAAGUGAGUAAAAGGAUACAAAAAAGUAUAGAGAAGGAGCUGAGGAAGAUCAAAACCAGAGCAGGGAAGAAGACACCAAGACCGCCAGAUGAACCACUCAAGCGCGAGACAACAUUCCAAACUGAGCAGAGGAGACGGCGAUUGCAGACUAUGCAUAAAAAGUCACUCUUCAGUGACAAGAAUGGAACCCAGAGUAGGCUAGGGGACACAUCAGACUUAUCAUUUGAUAUAGAUAUAGAUGAAGAUACAGCAUUUAGUGCAACUUUUGAGGCCAGUAUUAGUAAACAAACAAGUGAGGAGGAAUACUGCCCAUGUAACUCUUGUGCGAGGAAAAAAAUGGCUUCCAAGCCCACAAGAAACCCAGUGGUGGCCACCAAUGCCCCAGUCAUGAAAGCAUUUGAUUUACAGCAAAUCCUGAGGUUGAAGAAAAAUGAUAAUGAGGAAGCCUGUGUCUCAGAAGCAGCCCAGGACAUCAAAACAAUUCCCAGCAGUUCUGUCAAAGAAGCAGCAGCAAACAGCAAUCCAAACGAGGAGAAUGAUGAGGGUGAACUUCAGCCAACUGAAAUGGAAGUGGAGGGCAAUGAAGAAAAGGAGCCAGAAUUAAAUAAAGUGGGCAGCUCAAUGUUGAACGGAGAUGGAGAAGGACCUGAAAUAUCAGAGAGUCAAAACUGUGAGAAGGAGGAUGAGGAGGAGGCAGAGGGAGAAACAAAAGAGAAAGAAGAUGAGGAAGUAAAAGAGGAAGCAAAAGCAGAUGAGGAAGAAACAAAACAAGAGGAGCAGGAAGUGGAAGAAGAGGAAGAAAACCCAAAAGAGGAGGAGGAAGAGCAAGAAGAAGAAACUCAGAAAGAAGAGCAGGAGGCUGAAGAGAAGUCCAAAGCUGAAGAUGAAGCUGACAAUGAAGCUGAAGAAGCAGAGGAGCCAGAGGAUGAGGACAUUGGGGCUGAUGAUGAGGAAGAGACAUCCAAAUGCAGAGGAGAUGCUGAUGGCUCUGGAACUGACAACAGUCCUGAAGGAGAUGGUACAGAAGGAAGUGAGAAAGCUGAGCAGGAUGAAGCUGAGGCAGUGGAAGAUGAAAAUCCAGAGUCAAAAGAUGAGGCAUGUUCAGCUGAGGAGGAAAACAACAGUGAAGGAGCUGACAAAUAUGAUGAGAAUGAUGAGGAACCUACCAGUGAUGACCCUGACAAGGCACAUGAAAAACACAAAGACAAAGGCAACAACAAGAUUUCUGAGAAAGCCUCAAAGGCCAAAUGCAAAAAAAACAGCAAAUGGCUAAAGACUCUGAACAAAGCAGUCGCCUUUUCUUGUUUUUCUUCCAUGAGAAACUUCUCACAGCAAUCCCAGAAGGGGUCUGAAGAUGAAAGUGAAGAGGAAUGCGAAGAUGACAACAACCCCAUGAACAACCACUCCAACGGAGAGGUUCAAAGUAAUGAGAGCAGCAAACCCUCACAGAUGUAUCCUGACAGUGACGAAGAAGAGGACAAAGCAUCUUCAUGCACUGAUCCUUUAGGAGAUGAGGACCAGGCAGAUGCUGAAGGUGCAGAUCCAAAGGAGGCUGAACAUACCGAUGACGUUCAGGAUUCUAAAAAGAAAGAAGACUCUGAUGAGAUUGACCAGGAUGACCUGGACUUCUAG